UUCCUAACGGCACAUUGUUGUCGUUGCUACAGCUGCCUGCCCCCUGCGUGGAACGUUGGCCACCACGCUUCGGCGCAAGCUUAUAGAGAUGGCCGCCACCACGGUGGCUCUCUCCGCCCAGACGGUAGUGGCUGGAAGCAGCAGGAGUGUCUCUAGCCUGGCCCGGCGGGGCCCCCUGUUCCGCCCCCUGGCGGCUCUAGCUAGUGGCCCACAGGGCGGCUCCACCCAGGGCGCGCUUCGCCAGGCCCUGGGCCUGCGCACCGACGCCCGGCGCCAGGCGCGCGUGGCCGUGGCCACCGUGGAGCCCGACCUGGAGGAGGAGCAGCCCGCGGCGGUGCUGGGCCGCGUGCCGCUGGCGGCGGUGGCCGCCAACCUGGAGGCGGUGUUGCCCCAGGCCGACGGCUCGCUGCUGGGCGAGUCCGACAUUGAGGAGGAGCUGCUGGGCGACGCCCCCGAGGGCUUCAGCCGCUCCCCGCGCAGCUUCGCCAGCCUGUUCACUGACGAUGAGGCGGAGGAGGCGGCCGUGGUGGACCCCUCUCUGCUCCUCGUCAACUGCGGCCUGUCCGAGGGCUCGGUGCGCGCGCUGGAGGAGCGCGGCAUCACCUCCCUCUUCCCCAUCCAGAAGACGGUGUUCGAGCCGGCCAUGCGCGGCGCAGACCUCAUCGCCCGCGCCAAGACUGGCAGCGGCAAGACCCUGGCCUUUGCCAUCCCUAUCAUCGAGAAGAUCAUGGCGGGGCCCCGCAACCUGCGCAAGCCGCAGUGCCUGGUGCUGGCGCCCACGCGCGAGCUGGCCAAGCAGGUGGAGCGCGAGAUUGCCGCCACCGCACCCGGCCUGGGCUGCGGCUGCUACUAUGGCGGCAACCCCAUCGGGCCCCAGCUCAAGGAGCUGCGCCGCGGCGUGGACAUUGUGGUGGGCACCCCCGGGCGCAUCAUCGACCUGAUUGACCAGGAUGCGCUGGACCUGUCCAUGGUUCGCUUUGUGGUGCUGGAUGAGGCCGACCAGAUGCUCAACGUGGGCUUUGAGAAGGACGUGGAGACGAUCCUGGAGAAUGUGCCGCAGGAGCGGCAGACCAUGCUGUUCAGCGCCACGCUGCCCAGAUGGGUGAAGAAGCUGGUGAAGCAGUACCUGAACAACCCCGAGAACAUCGAUCUGGUGGGGGAGGGCAACACGGGCCAAGAUCCAGACUCCAUCACCGCGCUGGCGGUGCCGGCCGACGCGCGGCGCUCUGUGCUGGUCGACCUGCUGACCGUGUACGGCGAGGGCGGCAAGGCCAUCGUGUUCACCCAGACCAAGCGCGAGGCGGAUGAGGUGGCGGCCAGCGUGGGCGGGCACCUGCCCUGCGGCGCGCUGCACGGCGACAUGAGCCAGCGGGAGCGCGAGAAGGUGCUGGCCUCGUUCCGCGCCAACAAGCUGAUGGUGCUGGUGGCCACCGAUGUGGCGGCCCGCGGCCUGGACAUCCCCGACGUCGAUGUGGUGGUGCACUAUGAGCUGCCCCAGGACCCAGAGUCCUUCCUGCACCGCUCUGGCCGCACCGGCCGCGCCGGCAAGUCUGGCACCGCCAUCGCCAUGUUCCAGCCCAAGGAGAUUGGCUACUUCAAACGCAUCCUGCGCGAGACGGAGGUGCAGGGGGUGAAGCUCAUCACCGCGCCCUCCCCCACCCAGGUCAUCGAGGCCGCGGCCAAGCAGGUGAUGUACCGCCUGGACGGCGUGGACGCCGAGGUGCGCAAGUACUUCACCCCCGUGGCCAAGAUGCUGCUGUCGUCGCGCGACCCCCAGGAGGCGCUCGAGGCAGCGCUGGCGGCGCUGAGCGGCAUCCAGGAGGUGCCCGAGCCGCGCAGCCUGCUGACCAUGGAGGAGGGCAUCCAGACGCUGCAGAUGAUGAGCAAGCCGGGGCGCAUCACGCGCCCCGCGCACGUCAGUGGCAUUGUGGGCAAGCUGCUUGAGGGCACCGCCUUCAACGCGGGCGCCGUGGGCCGCAUCCGCAUGCUGGAGGAGGAGGGGCAGUGCGGCGCCGCCUUUGAUGUGCCCAUGGAUCUGGGCCGGGAGAUCAUGGCGCGUGUGGAUGAGCUGCACAAGCGCGGCGUGUCGCUGACCGUGCCCGAGAGCCUGCCGGCUGAGGAGGACCUGUACCAGAUGGGGCGCUAUGGCAGCCGCGG
Molecule: messenger RNA, 2157 nt
Organism: Chlorella variabilis
Lineage: Eukaryota; Viridiplantae; Chlorophyta; Trebouxiophyceae; Chlorellales; Chlorellaceae
Exons: 11
Molecular function (GO): RNA binding; ATP binding; helicase activity
Source: RefSeq, a predicted model, not a curated record